AUGCACUCCGUCCCGCCAAAGAGCCCGACGCUCUCGAACCGCUCGUCCCGGGACUACGACACCGGAUUUCCUGAACCAUUCUGUGGCAACGGCAACACGACCCUGCGGCAUCCCGACGCCAACACCUCCCCCGACGCCUGCAUCUCCUCUGAUGACAUAGCCGUCGAUCACGUUUACAUGCGGUCACGGCGGUCGUUUUUGCACAAGAACAAACGGGCGCCGCUGAGCCAUGGCAAGCUCACGGCGGCCGAGCUGCAGGCCUACAACGAGCUGUCAUCGAUUGUCGAAAUCCCAUCACGGACAGACGUCUCAUCAUCAGCGGGCUCUCUGCGCACGGACUCGCGGCAGUCCAAGGAUGGCAGCGAGAGCCUGAACCGGCCGUCCUCCUCGGCCCACAGCGACGUGGCUGGCCUCCGGAGCAUCAACGGCACACUCGGCCGCACCAGCAGCGUCAGCGGCCAGUCGACGAUCUCGCACAGCGGAUUCCCCCGCAGCGGCAGCGUCUUCCGCAAGUUCAGACACCACGACUAG
Molecule: messenger RNA, 531 nt
Organism: Sporothrix brasiliensis 5110
Lineage: Eukaryota; Fungi; Ascomycota; Sordariomycetes; Ophiostomatales; Ophiostomataceae
Exons: 1
Coding region: 1-531 (176 amino acids)
Source: RefSeq, a predicted model, not a curated record